This is a messenger RNA of Striga asiatica, 558 nucleotides long. NCBI's taxonomy places the organism in Eukaryota, Viridiplantae, Streptophyta, Magnoliopsida, Lamiales, Orobanchaceae. The record is from the annotation of a GenBank genome assembly.
AUGGAAAACCCUAACCUCGACGGCGCCGCUCAAACACCCCCAUCCAAUCCAUCCAAUUCCUUCCGAUUCGCGCCGUCGUUCUCCAACAUUAACUUGCAACGGAUGGCAACAAAGGUUGCGUACUUGCCGGAGUCGGUCAAGUCCGAUCUGAUCACCGAGGCUGCGGCUAAUCACUAUUCCGUACUGUUUGAUCUCCGCAAACUCAUCUCCCGACCUUACCGCCAAACACCGCUGGUGUUUCCCCGAAGCCUCUCCGAGGUGCCCGAACGGGUGGCGGAGCUUGGACGUGUGGUGGCCCGGGACGAGAGUAGGAAAAUCUACGUCCAUAUUCUGAGUGGUGAGACGAGUAUGAACAACCUAUAUGGUGCUGUUAGGGAAUUUGGGGAUGUUGAAGCGCUGGGAUUUCGUUGGUCUACCACUCUAGCUACGGUCAAGUAUUUCGAUCUCCAGGCGGCAAGACGAGCCAUCAAAACACCUGUUGAGGUUAUGAACAGGCAUCACCUCCGAUGGCACUCGCUCACCACGGUUUGCUCUAUCUGCCAGAGGGGCGGUUUGUGA